Cynoglossus semilaevis (tongue sole) is the source of this 4513-nucleotide messenger RNA. It is a transcript of the gene rabep1, whose product is annotated as rabaptin, RAB GTPase binding effector protein 1. Gene Ontology annotation, cellular component: intracellular membrane-bounded organelle. NCBI's taxonomy places the organism in Eukaryota, Metazoa, Chordata, Actinopteri, Pleuronectiformes, Cynoglossidae. Gene Ontology annotation, biological process: endocytosis. The record is from RefSeq and is a predicted model, not a curated record. Bases 151 to 2730 code for a protein of 859 amino acids. The transcript has 19 exons. Gene Ontology annotation, molecular function: GTPase activator activity; growth factor activity.
UAUUUUGAAAGUUAUCUCCGGAUCUCCUGGUGUUUUUCGUCGUCAGCUUGGCCCAGUAGCACUUGGUGAUGUUAGCCUGUUUUCUUGGACACUCCUAGCCUGUCAUCCCACUGCCACCGCUGACAGCCUCCACUCCCCUCUCGGGUAACCAUGGCCGAGCAGGCCCCGGGAACCGCUGCUUCGUCCCAGUAUGACGAGGUGCUCCAGCAGCGAAUGGCGGCUCUGGAGCAGGAAAAGAAUGAGUACGUCAGACUGAAGCAGCAGCUGGAGGUCGAGUUCAACCAGAAACGAGCCAAGUUCAAAGAACUCUACCUGUCGAAGGAAGAGGAGUUAAAAAGGCAGACAGCAGCGCUGGACGAUGCCCAGGUUGAACUGGGCUCCAUUCAGACCCAACUAUCUCAGGCCCGCUCUGAGAUAGAGACCAUCAAGGCCGUGGCCACUGUGUCUGAAAACACCAAGCAGGAAGCCAUCGACCAGGUUCGCAGCCAGUGGCAGGAGGAGGUGGCGUCGCUGCAGGCCAUCAUGAAAGAAACUGUGUGUGAGUACGAGGUCCAGUUCCACCAGCGCCUGGAGCAGGAGCGAGCCCAGUGGAACCAGUACAGAGAGGUGAAGGAACGUGAAGUGGGUGAUCUGAGACGCCGCCUCACUGAAGGUCAGGAGGAGGAAAACCUGGAGGACGAGAUGAAGAAGGCUCAGGAGGAUGCAGAGAAGCUGCGCUCAGUGGUGAUGCCCAUGGAGCAGGAGAUCACAGGCCUGAAGGCCAGACUGACCACAGCGGAGGAGAGGGUGAAAGAACUGGAGGCUUCCAAGGUCAAAGAGCUGAAUCACGUACUGGAGGCAGAGAAGUCGUGCCGCACAGACCUGGAGAUGUACGUGGCCGUGUUGAACACGCAGAAGUCUGUCCUGCAGGAGGACGCAGAGAAACUACGGAAAGAGCUACAUGAGGUCUGUCACAAACUGGAGCUGGAGCGACAGCAGCACAAUCAGCUGAAGCACACGUGGCAGAGAGCCAACGACCAGUUCCUUGAGUCCCAACGGCUCCUCAUGAGGGACAUGCAGAGGAUAGAGAGCGUGCUGUCAUCAGAACAGCUCCGCCAGGUGGAGGAGAUGAAGAAGAAAGACCAGGAGGAGGAUGAGAAAGAGAGGCUCAGCCAAGUGAAGGAGCUUCAGGAGGAGGACGGCGGAGACAACACCGAACCACUGGAGGACUCAUUCCUGGGACUGAGUGUGGAGGAGCCUCACACCAACCACAGUACCCACGGUUCAUUGCACUCUUUAGACGUGGACGUGGGUGGUUCCAUGGACCCUUACAAGGAAAACCUGCGGCGCGUCCAGUCCACAGACAGCCUCGGCUCCUCGCUGUCCUCCCAGCAGGGACUUGGUGGACACAACCACAAGGCCAAGUCGGCCAGCCACUUAGACGAGUCAGACUUUGGUCCCCUGGUGGGGGCGGACUGUGGCGUGACGGACACUAGUUUUGGCGAAACGUCGUCCAUCAGCUCCAUCAAGCUGACGGGGAGCCACUUCCUGCUCACCAAAGACCAGGAGAAGGCCAUAAAAGCCAUGACGCCAGAGCAGGAGGAGACGGCGUCGCUGCUGUCCAGCAUCUCGCACACAACCAACACAGCCUACUUACCUCCUGUGGGGUACAGACUGGUCAGCGACAGCGAGUGGAAUCUCCUGCAACAGGAGGUAAAAAACGCUGGCAGGAAGUUGGGCCGUCGCUGUGACAUGUGCUCCAACUAUGAGAAGCAGCUGCAGGCCAUUCAGGUACAAGAGGCUGAGACACGAGAUCAGGUAAAGAAACUGCAGGUGAUGCUGCGUCAGGCCAAUGAUCACCUGGAGAGGACGAUGACAGAAAAACAGAAUCUGGAAGAGUCGGUCAAAUCAGGGAACGAGGAAACUGCUGCAAAGGUUUCCACCCUCAUUCAGAGAGUGCAGGAAUCCGAAGCGCUGCUCAGCACACUACAACAGGCCUUCAGUGACGCUAAGAGGAACACGCAGGAACAGAUGGCGGUGCUGGUGAAGUCGAGGGAACAGGUAGCAGACGAACUCGGUCGACUGCAGAGAGACAACGAAAGCCUGCAGGGAAAACACCGGCUGCACGUAGAGCUGCAGCAGCAGGAGGAUUUUCUGAUGCCUUCUACUGUUCAAGAGCUGCAGACGCUGGUGCUGGGACUGCGCGAUGACAUGGUGUCGUUGCGAACGUCCGCCGAUCACAUGGAGGAGAAGCUGAAGGCUGAGAUCCUGUUCCUGAAGGAGCAGAUCCAGGCUGAGCAGUGUCUGAAGGAGAACCUGGAGGACACGCUGCAGCUGGAGAUCGAAGGCUGUAAAGAGGAAAUAGACAUCCUGGAAGCUUCCUUCUCCAGUUUGAAGACAGAGCUGGAGCGAAUAAAAGCCGAGAAGGAGCAGCUGGAGCGCAGUUUAGCAGAGAAGACAGAAACACUGGAGAACAUUCAGGGCCUGAGGAUCAGCCUGGAGCGUCAGCUUAAAGAGCUCACCGUGGCUAAGAGUGCACUAGAGAGUCAGGUCCUGGAUGAACGAGACAAAGCUCAGCGGUUGCAGACGGAGCUGGACGUCAGUGAGCAGGUUCAGAAGGACUUUGUCAAACUUUCCCAGACUCUUCAGGUACAGAUGGAGCGAAUACGACAGGCGGAAUCUUUGGAUCGAGUCAGAGUCAUCCUCAACGACACCAACUUAACUGACAUCAACCAGCUUCCAGAGACAUGAUACCACUGAGGGGGAACCACCUUCACUUUCAUUCCCCUCGUUCUCCAUCGCUGACCCCGUAACAGACUGAUCUGAUUCCUACUCCUCCUCCUCCUUCUCCUCUUCCUCCGCUUCUUCCUCACCAUAACCAUUGCGUCCAACUCUGGACCUAUGAGGACACACUAGGCCUGAGGGACUGGAGGCCUUUUCUGUACAUUAGAAAUCAUGGAACGCACCACAAACUGAAAGAUGAAGACGAAGAACACUACGUGCAAAAGAUGUAAAUAAGUGUAAUGAUGUGUGACUGUGGAUAGAGGGAGUGGACAGCCACCUCUCUGUGAGGGUCUUUCUGUGUCUUCGUUCUACUGUAGAUGAGACUUGUCUACAUUAGUCUCCACCUCCAAAAAAAAAAGGUUUGUUGUCCUGUGAAGCACUUUUCAUCUGCAACUCUCCAGGUUCAUAAAAAAACAGAAUUAAAUGACUUACAUUUCCUGUUCAUGUAGCAGUUGAUCAUUCAUCGGUCUUUUUAUCUCACUGGCUUGUUUGGUGUUUUUUUUUUGUUUUUUUGUCUUUGUUGCUUUUCCCUCUUUGUUCUGGAAAUUUCAAACUCCCAUGAAGGAUGGAAGAGAUUUGCACAUAACUUAAAUAACAAAGAACAAAUGGAAAUAACCCAAAAGUGAGCAGUAGCCUCUAUUUCUUUAACAUCGUCUUCUGUGUUUCACCCUCUGACAGUGGGUCAUUUUUUUUAAAGCUGCAGAAAUACAGUGAAGAAAAAUGUUGUUUUAAUUUGUUUUGUUUUUUCUAUCUCCCUUUGACUUACUACACUGAUACUGGAAAGGUUUUUUCUUGAUUUACUGUCAGAAUCCACACAAUGAAGGAAACUGUGGGGUCACAUGAAAUCAGGAUAAGACCACGUUUCCACUGCCAGUAAACAUCUCACUGCAGCGUAUCAGAGGUUUCACACUCACACUUGUCAAAUCUGUUGUAGGUUUAUUAAGAAAAGGAAUGGAAUAACAGUUGAACCAAAACAUCUCAACACAAAAAUGUAAAACCUUUAAUCAGAUUAAUCAUAUUUAGGCUGUGGAUAGAUUAUUUUUCAGCUUGAUUAAUUGUUAUUUAUCAUGAUUAUUCAAGAUAAUCAAUAUUCCUAAAUAUGACAACUUUUUCUGUAUAUCGCUGGAACAGAAAGACAAAUAACAGCAGGUAGAUGUAUGUGCUUCACAACUGUUUGAUUUUUACUAAUACAAAUGAUGGAAUUAUUUGCAUAGAAAAAUAUUUGAAAAUAUAAAUUAAAAUUUUUGCUCCAUAGAGUUGGUGGAUUUUAGUCAUUAAUGUGCAUCUUGAUGGUGAAUCAUCAAGAGUUGCUUUCAAAACUUUGCUGAAACCGUUUCCUCAACAACUUUAAUCAGUCAACAGUAACCCAAUGGACAACUGUCUCAGUCAACUUGUCAAACAUAGACUCACCUGCUGCACUGCGCUAUGUGAGGCUGGUCUGACGCAAGCCUGGUGUCUGACCUAAAGUUGAAGCCUCUGCAAACAGAUGAUGGCUGUUGAGGAGUUGGUAUUUGAAGCUUUAAGUGCUUGGGUGAAAUGAGUGUGUGUCUAAAUUACAUGUGCAUUGACUGUUAAUAGAAUGGCGAUAGUUGGGUGGAUGGUGGAAUUAUUGGUGUGUGACAUUCCGCGUCUGCUUGAGAGAUGAUUAAUUUUACAAAUUAUUUAACGCGUUAAUAGUUUAGAGCCGUUUUGGUCUUCUAUUGUCUAAUGUCUGCUGCCAGGGAUUAAAGGAAAUCAACUUUUCAUCAAA